UAAGGAGUUUAUUUAACGAUUUACAAAUCAUAAUAAUUUGAAAUAGUGUUUUUAAAAUUUAAAAACUCGGAAUUAUUAUUAUUAUUUUUUACACAUGCUUAAUCUUUAGAAAGAUAAUUUGACCAAACGAGGUUCAUAUUCUGUCGUCUUUUAAUUACAAGUGUCAUUCUGUGCCCCAUUUAUGUAAUUCCGCAUUUAAACUAGAGAAAAUUUUGGGGGCAUGGCCUGUUUAGUGGAAGGGAGUGGAAAUAACCGUCUCAACUGUCACUACCCCCAUGAAGUAAAAAAAUUUCAAAAAACGAAAACAAAAGAGUUGCAGAACUUAAUAAAAUAUAUAACAAAAAACGAAAACCAAAACAGAUUUUUUGGCAGGAAAAAGAUAUGAGCGGUUGAAGUGCAGGGGGAACAAUUAUUUCCCGAGUGUGAUUGAGAAAAAAGAGUUUUGAGGAAUGGAAGAGGGUAUAAGAAAAGGGCCAUGGAAAGCAGAGGAAGAUGAAGUUCUACUAAACCAUGUUAAAAAGUAUGGCCCCAGGGACUGGAGCUCCAUUCGAUCCAAAGGCCUUUUGCAGAGAACCGGCAAGUCAUGCCGUCUCCGAUGGGUCAAUAAGCUUAGACCCAAUUUGAAGAACGGUUGCAAAUUUUCACUGGAGGAGGAGAGGCUGGUGAUAGAGUUGCAGGCAGAAUUUGGAAACAAAUGGGCGAGAAUUGCUACCUAUUUGCCCGGGAGAACCGACAAUGAUGUGAAGAACUUUUGGAGUAGUAGGCAGAAGAGGCUGGCGAGGAUUCUACAAACGUCAUCAACUCCUUCCAAAUCACAGAAAAACAAACAGCAAGUACCUGUUUAUCAUGACCUUCCCACUUUGGAGGCUUCAGUAUUCACUUCGUACGCAGAGGGAGAAUCAUCAAGGGCUCCAUCGUGCUCAUCGUCCUGCAUUGACACCUCUGAAAUGAUCAAAAUGGCGCCACUUCCGGAACUCGUUGAGCCCAAGCUGAUCACUUUUGAAUCGCAACUUAUUCAACCAGAGACAGAGUCCCAAUUACCAAUCCCAUUCCCUCCAACUUUACAACCCCAACCAGACCUCAUAUUUCCACCAGAAAACCAAGACAUUUUGGCCAGACUUGACGACCCCUACUUUGACAUGUUUGGAUGUCAAGAAUCUAAGCUUGAAAGUGCAGCACAACUUCCUGUGGGGCCACCAUUUCUUGAACAACUCGACAACAGUGGAGGUGGUGUCACGGUUAAAAUUGACGAUUCUAUUACCCCAGACUGCUUUUUCGAUGACUUCCCAGCUGACAUGUUUGAUCACAUUGAUCUAUUUCCAAGCCCGCCAGGGCUGUGAUUGAAUUGACUAUUAGCUUUCGUCUUUAACUUUGUUUUUCUUAGUUAACUAGAACAACGUACUCGUGCAGCGGCAUGGUAAUUCUUAUUACCGAUAUUCUUUGUAUCGAAAACUCUAUAUGAUGGUUUUCAAAUUUGCUCUUUAUGCUUACAAUUUACAAUUUCCUGUUCAAAAUAGCAAACAUGACAUGGAGCUUAAAAGUAGUGCACAGAAAUAUGUUGACUUUGCUGUAAAGUUCCAUUGACUUUAUUAUUAAGAAAGUUCCAAACAUUGAUCUACUUCCAAGCCCGCCAUGGCUGUGAUUGAAUUGACUAUUAGCUUUCGUCUUUAACUUUGUUUAAGUUUUCUUAGUUGG
This is a messenger RNA of Ziziphus jujuba (common jujube), 1695 nucleotides long. Its product is annotated as transcription factor DUO1. The coding region runs from base 450 to 1340 and encodes 296 amino acids. The record is from RefSeq and is a predicted model, not a curated record. The transcript is spliced from 3 exons. NCBI's taxonomy places the organism in Eukaryota, Viridiplantae, Streptophyta, Magnoliopsida, Rosales, Rhamnaceae.